AUGAAGAGGUGGUGUCCUGUCCUAAACACUGCCAAUGGAAUCGCUGUCGGUGAAGCAACCCUGCCAAUUUGGAGAGAUUAUUUCAACAUCCUGCUGGAACUGGCAAGCACGUCUGUCUCUAGACGCAAAUAUGUCCAACAACCGGUGUAUGCCACUGCGGUCAGCGAGGAACCACCGGCUGAGUCAGAGAUUCUAGUCUGUAUCCGAAAAAUGAAGAAUGGACGUCUAGGAAUUAGGAAUAUGGUACAGAUCCUGAAAGCUUUUUCUCCGUCUGAGUGA
Necator americanus (New World hookworm) is the source of this 279-nucleotide messenger RNA. RefSeq lists its product as uncharacterized. Lineage: Eukaryota; Metazoa; Nematoda; Chromadorea; Rhabditida; Ancylostomatidae. The transcript has a single exon. The record is from RefSeq and is a predicted model, not a curated record. Bases 1 to 279 code for a protein of 92 amino acids.